AUGAAGAGUAGCACGGUCGUGGCGAUCCUACUUCUCCACACGGUCCUGAUCAUAGGAAUCCUAGCCGAGGUGAAUGCCGAGGGUGAGGGGUACUUCCCGAAGUGCUGCAACAACUGCAGGUCCUUCUCGGGGGCCAUGUUCUGUGACGACGUGAUGUACAAGUGCCCUCCGACCUGUGCGUGGUGCCGCGCGGUGCAUGUGCGCCCUGUCAAGACGUUUAGGUGCGCCGACGGGAGAACUGCCGACGGCAGCUGCCAUCCGUGCAAGAAUCACUGA
Messenger RNA from Lolium rigidum, 276 nucleotides. RefSeq names its product Bowman-Birk type wound-induced proteinase inhibitor WIP1-like. Gene Ontology annotation, cellular component: extracellular region. Bases 1 to 276 code for a protein of 91 amino acids. Lineage: Eukaryota; Viridiplantae; Streptophyta; Magnoliopsida; Poales; Poaceae. The record is from RefSeq and is a predicted model, not a curated record. The transcript is spliced from 2 exons. Gene Ontology annotation, molecular function: serine-type endopeptidase inhibitor activity.